Molecule: messenger RNA, 1853 nt
Organism: Panicum hallii
Lineage: Eukaryota; Viridiplantae; Streptophyta; Magnoliopsida; Poales; Poaceae
Product: laccase-15-like
Exons: 5
Coding region: 1-1632 (543 amino acids)
Biological process (GO): lignin catabolic process
Cellular component (GO): apoplast
Molecular function (GO): copper ion binding; hydroquinone:oxygen oxidoreductase activity
Source: RefSeq, a predicted model, not a curated record
AUGUCGCACUUGUGCAAUGAGACGCUGGUCACUUUGGUGAACGGGCAGUUCCCAGGGCCGGCAAUAGAGGUCACAGAGGGAGAUUCGGUGACCGUUCAUGUGGUCAACAUGUCACCCUACAACUUAACAAUCCACUGGCAUGGCGUGAAGCAGCGGCUCAACUGUUGGGCAGACGGGGUGCCAAUGAUCACCCAGUGCCCAAUUCAACCGAACCACAACUUCACGUACAGGUUUAACGUUGCUGGGCAGGAAGGAACACUGUGGUGGCAUGCUCACGUUGCCUUCCUCCGGGCAACCGUGCAUGGCGCCAUAGUCAUCCGGCCAAGACGCGGGGCCAGCUCGUAUCCAUUUCCAAAGCCUCACAAGGAGAUCCCCAUCAUUAUAGGUGAGUGGUGGCAGAUGGACCUUGCACAGGCAGAUUGGGCAAUAGCGCACGGCGUCGAUGUUUACUUCAGUGCAUCGACGAUAAAUGGAAAGCUUGGAGAUCUCUACAACUGUUCCAUUGAAGAUGGAUACAUGCUGGAUGUGGAACCCGGCAAAACCUACCUGCUACGAAUAAUCAACGCCGCGCUCUUUGCCGAGUACUACCUAAAGAUCGCCGGCCACAAGUUCACGGUGGUUGCCGCAGACGCCAACUAUGUUAGCCCCUACACCACAGACGUCAUCGCCAUUGCACCUGGCGAGACGAUGGAUGCCCUUGUGGUCGCCGACGCAGCUCCCGGCAGAUACUAUCUGGUAGCCCUGCCCAACCAGUCGCCAAAGCCAGACCCGCAGAGCCCGGUAUUGAUCACAAGAGGAAUGGUGCAGUACCGCGGAGUACAAGCACCCCCCAGUGAUAUUCCAGUGUCACCUGAGAUGCCUGACCAGGAUGACCUGAGAGCAUCAUUCCACUUCCAUCGCAACCUGACCAGCUUACUACGCCAUCCUCAGCGUACACCGGUACCGACACAAGUUGAUGAGAGCUUGUUCAUCACACUCGGUCUGGGCACCAUCUGCCGGCGAGGACAGUCCUGCAAGAGGAGCCAGAGUAACGAGACCAUUACGGUGGCGACCAUGAACAACAUCUCCUUCGAGCAUCCGUCGGUAGCCACGCCACUACUGGAGCUACACUACCACAACACCAACCGCAUGGGCAUGCUGCAAGCACUCCCGGACAAGGCCCCGAGGGUGUUCAACUACACCGACCCAGCCCUCAUCCCACAAGGACCCAAGGAGGCGAAGCUGGAGCCGACAUCGAAGGCGACACUUGCACGACGUUUCCGCCAAGGCACGGUGGUGGAGGUGGUGUUCCAGGGUACCGCGCUGCUGCAGAGUGAGUCGAACCCGAUGCACCUACACGGGCAUGAUGUGUUCGUGCUCGCUCAGGGGGAAGGAAACUAUGAUGCAGCGAGGGAUGUGGCAAGGUACAACCUUGUGAAUCCAGCCAUCAGGAACACCGUGCAUGUCCCAAGGCUUGGGUGGGUCGCUAUCCGCUUCGUCGCGGAUAACCCAGGGAUAUGGUACAUGCAUUGCCAUUUUGGGUUUCAUCUGUCGAUGGGCAUGGUAGCCUUGUUCAUCGUAGAGGAUGGGUUAACUGCCGGCACAUCCCUCCCGGCACCACCUGCGGGUUUUCCAUCAUGUGGCCAUAUCUAAGGAUGACAUGAAUUCUACCAUAUCCAAGGAAAUUGUAGUAUUAUUCAUGGAUGCAGUCUAAAAGGUGGCUCCAAGCACUAGCUUUCAAAGAAGCCAGAAAACAAAUAAUGACCAUGUAUUUUGAUAUGAAAUAUCAAAAAUAUAUAGCUGGUCUAAAUAAUGUUAAUCAGGAGGUUGUCUGCUAAUACAUAUACAUUUAGUUUGUAUGUUUGUACGGUAUU